Cercocebus atys (sooty mangabey) is the source of this 4567-nucleotide messenger RNA. RefSeq names its product myoneurin (gene MYNN). Gene Ontology annotation, biological process: regulation of transcription by RNA polymerase II. The transcript is spliced from 7 exons. The coding region runs from base 943 to 2847 and encodes 634 amino acids. Gene Ontology annotation, molecular function: protein binding; DNA-binding transcription factor activity, RNA polymerase II-specific; RNA polymerase II cis-regulatory region sequence-specific DNA binding. Lineage: Eukaryota; Metazoa; Chordata; Mammalia; Primates; Cercopithecidae. The record is from RefSeq and is a predicted model, not a curated record. Gene Ontology annotation, cellular component: nucleus.
GAGGUUAGCGUGAGAUUAAUAUAUAUCGGUCUUUCAAAACACAUGAUCUUGAUAGCAAUUUGAGAGUUUGAACUGUAAGUUUUUAUGUUACUUUAUUCGUUCACCAAAUGUUUUUAUGGAAGCCUUGCCACGUGGAACACGUGCCCCGGGUUUUAAGAAAUGAAUUUGACUCACCAGCUAAUACAUAAAGAAUACUGUACAGCCUAGAAGGAAAGAUCAAAGUGUAAAAGUGGUUAGUCCUGUCGCCUCCUGAGCGUUUUUGUAUUAUGUCACUUGGUUUUUCGUCUGAAGUGUAUGUAAAUAAUCGUAUUAAAAAUCUUCUACUCCAGACGCAGGAAAACCUUUUCCGGUAUAAAGCCCACCUUCCUCUAAUGUUGCGCAUGCCCACUGUGCCCAGCUGCUCCGCUUUCGUGCAUCCCAGACUUCUGUCACCAGGUAAGGGCAUCUUGGAAGCUGAGCCACAGUUGGCUGGGGCACAAAAAAACCAGGGGGUGCCAAGAGUUUUCAGGUUCGUAAGCGGGAAAGGGGUGCCGAGUCUCAGCUAAAAAAUCCCCCAUGGCAGAGAUCCGAGUAUACAUGCAGCAGUUUCCACCGGUGGGGGCCCCGAGAAAGGGGAGGAUGAUGGGAGAAGACAAGCAACUACAAGCCCCCGUAUCCAGUGCGCAGCUGGCUUCAGGAGAGAGGCCCGCGGCGCAGUGCUGCCGGGCCUCGGCGCAGAGUCCCGGCCGAGCGCCAGACGCUGACUGCCGACACCAGAAUGCUCGCGAUGAGGAAGACAGGCGGAGCGCUGCGAGGUAGCGAGCCCUCAACUCUCGUAUCCAUGACGCCUGCUGCUUCGAGGGACCCCUGGCAUGCUGGGGAGUGGGGCUCUGUGGGCCAUGCUGUCCCGCCCUGGCCGGCGCUGGAUCCCCACCGCCCCAGAGCCUCCCGCACGGCCACGGGAUGACAGAGCCGGACAUGACGCCACCGUGGAAGGAAGGGAGGGGCGGAGCGUGGCGCGGUGACGUCCUCCCAAGAUGGCGGAGACAGAGUGAAGAAACUGUGUUCCCCCACUUGGGUUGCUAUCGAUCAAGGGUAGAAUUCCAUUCUGAUAUCAAAAUGCAGUAUUCGCACCACUGUGAGCACCUUUUAGAGAGACUGAACAAACAGCGGGAAGCAGGUUUUCUUUGUGACUGCACCAUAGUGAUUGGGGAAUUCCAGUUUAAAGCUCAUAGGAAUGUGCUGGCCUCCUUUAGUGAGUAUUUUGGUGCGAUCUACAGAAGCACUUCUGAGAAUAAUGUCUUUCUUGAUCAGAGUCAGGUGAAGGCUGAUGGAUUUCAGAAACUGUUGGAGUUUAUAUACACAGGAACUUUAAAUCUUGACAGUUGGAAUGUUAAAGAAAUUCAUCAGGCUGCUGACUAUCUCAAAGUGGAAGAGGUGGUCACUAAAUGCAAAAUAAAGAUGGAAGAUUUUGCUUUUAUUGCUAAUCCUUCUUCUACAGAGAUAUGUAGUAUUACUGGAAACGUUGAAUUGAAUCAACAGACUUGUCUUCUUACUCUGCGAGAUUAUAAUAAUCGAGAGAAAUCAGAAGUAUCUACAGAUUCAGUUCAGGCAAAUCCUAAACAAGGGGCGUUAGCAAAAAAGUCAUCUCAAACAAAAAAGAAGAAGAAGCCUUUCAACUCCCCGAAAACAGGGCAGAAUAAAACAGUGCAAUAUCCCAGUGACAUCUUAGAGAAUGCAUCUGUUGAAUUAUUCCUAGAUGCAAAUAAACUGUCCACACCUGUAGUCGAACAAGUUGCACAAAUAAAUGAUAAUUCAGAACUCGAGUUGACAUCAGUUGUGGAAAAUACUUUUCCAGCACAAGAUAUUGUGCAGACUGUUACAGUGAAACGGAAACGUGGAAAAUCACAGCCAAACUGUGCUCUGAAAGAACACUCUAUGUCUAAUAUAGCCAGUGUCAAGAGUCCUUAUGAGGCAGAGAACUCUGGGGAAGAGCUGGAUCAGAGGUAUUCCAAGGCCAAGCCAAUGUGUAACACAUGUGGGAAAGUAUUUUCAGAAGCCAGCAGUUUGAGAAGGCACAUGAGAAUACACAAAGGAGUUAAACCUUACGUCUGCCACUUAUGUGGAAAGGCAUUUACCCAAUGUAACCAGCUGAAAACGCAUGUAAGAACUCAUACAGGUGAGAAGCCAUACAAAUGUGAAUUGUGUGAUAAAGGAUUUGCUCAGAAAUGUCAGCUAGUCUUCCAUAGUCGCAUGCAUCAUGGUGAAGAAAAACCCUAUAAAUGUGAUGUAUGCAACUUACAGUUUGCAACUUCUAGCAAUCUCAAGAUUCAUGCAAGGAAGCAUAGUGGAGAGAAGCCAUAUGUCUGUGAUAGGUGUGGACAGAGAUUUGCUCAAGCCAGCACACUGACCUAUCAUGUCCGUAGGCAUACUGGAGAAAAGCCUUAUGUAUGUGAUACCUGUGGAAAGGCAUUUGCUGUCUCUAGUUCUCUUAUCACUCAUUCUCGAAAACAUACAGGAGAGAGACCAUUUAUCUGUGAAUUAUGUGGAAAUUCUUACACAGAUAUUAAAAAUUUAAAGAAGCACAAAACAAAAGUCCAUUCUGGUGCAGAUAAAACUCUAGACUCCAGUGUAGAGGAUCAUACUUUGAGUGAACAAGAUUCCAUACAAAAAAGUCCUUUAUCAGAAACUAUGGAUGUGAAGCCUUCUGAUAUGACUUUACCAUUAGCUCUUCCACUUGGGACUGAGGACCAUCACAUGCUUCUGCCUGUCACGGAUACUCAGUCUCCUACAUCAGAUACAUUGUUGAGGUCAACUGUGAAUGGGUAUUCAGAACCACAAUUAAUUUUUUUACAACAAUUAUACUGACUUUGUGAGGAAUAUGGAAUUGCUAAGAUGUCAUUGGUAGCAAACAUCUCUGGUAAGGUGCAUAUAUUCAUACUAAAUUCCCAUUCAUUUGAGUUGUGACCAUUAUUUUUCAUUCACUGAAGUAAAAGCACCUGAUGCUGCAUCACAACUGCAAUGUUUGUUUUUAUUUUUGGCUUUUAUGUCUAUACUCCACACAGCUUUUUAAGGAAUGAAUUAUGUAGCACUAUUUUGGGUGGAUGUGUUUUAUUUUCUUUUAAAGCUGCCUUAAUUCCAUUUUUAUUUUGCAUUUUAGAAUUGCCCUUCAUUUACUAAAUCAGCCAGUUAAUGUGAUUCAGUUUUGACCUGUGGGACUUUAAAAUUUUCCUGCCCUCAGAAUUUAAGCAAAAUCCAUGAUAGUAUCAGCCCAAGAGUGUGUUACUAUUUGUCAGCCCCACGGAUCAAUACAUAAACUAUGGAGAAAAAGUAAAAUUUCAUUAUUUCCGCUCGUGAAAAUUUAGGUGCUGAAUAAGAAUUGUGCUAUUUCUCUAUUAAUAUAUUCUGUUAGAAAUAACUUUUCUAAUGAAACAACAAAUGUUUCUCAAAAUCUAGAAAAGUACAUAUAAAUUUUUGUUCAUUUAGAACUCAGUAUUCUGGAGAAAACCAAUGGUCAGUACUUUCGGUUUGAGUUAUCUGAGAUUCUAUUUUCAAAAUGAAUUUUAAGUAGAUAUUUGGUGUUUUUAUCUUGUCAAAGACAGUUUCAGAAUUUGAUUCAGUUUAUGUUUUAUUCAGUUUCUAAAAUAUUGGAGAUGAGGAAAAUGUACUUGAGUUUUGAAAUAUUUUGGUAAGCCUCUUAUUAUGCCUGUUAUGCACUUUUAAAAUAAAUAUUAAAUUCCAGAAGGAAUUUUCUAGAUAUAAACUUAAUGCAUACUAGAAAUCACUCGGCUUCUAAAUUUGGUACAUUAUAUUGCAUAAAGAGUUAAGAAAUUAACCUCAAUUAUAAGUAAACAUUUUGAGUUAGCAGAAAGCCAAUUUUAAAUAUUUUAUAUUUGAGUUUUCUAUAAGUUUGGGGUUUGUUAAUUUUAUAAAUUAAACGACAACUUUUGGUUGUGGUUGUAGUUUCACAAUGGUACUUCUCCUUCCAAUCGAAUGUAGAAAAUUUGUUAUUAUCCUGAUAUUUGUACCACUCAUCCCCAUGCCACUUUUCCCACAUAUUAAUUUAUUUCACUGCCUGAUCUUUGGAUAUGAAAUUAUCAGUUCCAUGAAGUCAAUUUUUAUAAUGCCGAUCAAACAGCAUGGUGACAUUCUUUCUUAUUCUUUUUUUCCCCCCCACAAGGCUAUUUUUCAGUGUGAGAUGACAUCAUUUAUUAUUUCUGCCAUGCUGUGACUUUUGUUUUCUGCUUUUAAACUACACCUGUAGUACAGUUAAUAUGGUUUUUAUUGGUGUUGAUUUCUUUAAUUCAUUAAUUUUCUCUACUUGGGACCCAAGUCACAGGAACCAAUUAGAAGACAUAAUAAAAAUACUUAAUGCUUGUAAUCUGUAGAGAUCUUCACCAUUUCACAGCACACACAUUAUUUUCAUAAUAAAUUGCCACUGGUGGGACAUGGGACUGACUUAUUUGAAUAGAGUUUGAAAUACCACCUUUGUACGAUACAAACUUAAUAUUUGAUUAUUUUAUCUAAGAAAUUUAUGCAUGUGUAUUAAGUUAAAAUAGUAGGUUUAAAUAAAAUUCAUAAAGCAUUA